This is a messenger RNA of Eptesicus fuscus (big brown bat), 2564 nucleotides long. RefSeq names its product heat shock transcription factor 2 (gene HSF2). Lineage: Eukaryota; Metazoa; Chordata; Mammalia; Chiroptera; Vespertilionidae. The transcript has 14 exons. The record is from RefSeq and is a predicted model, not a curated record. Bases 182 to 1831 code for a protein of 549 amino acids. Gene Ontology annotation, molecular function: sequence-specific DNA binding; DNA-binding transcription factor activity. Gene Ontology annotation, biological process: regulation of DNA-templated transcription.
GUCCAUCACGGGCGGCCGUGGGGCCUGUCCUCCUCGCUGCGCGCCCGGCGAGGCUGAGGGGGGCGGGGCCCGGGAGCUGCUGCGCCUGCGUCGUGGGCGUUCUCGGGGAGCAGCUGCCGUCGCCGCCGACGCCACUGCUGCGUUCGGGUGUAGAACCUGGAAUCCCUGCGCCUCGUUAACAAUGAAGCAGAGUUCGAACGUGCCCGCUUUCCUCAGCAAGCUGUGGACGCUCGUGGAGGAGACCCACACCAACGAGUUCAUCACCUGGAGCCAGAAUGGUCAAAGUUUUCUGGUUUUGGAUGAACAAAGGUUUGCAAAAGAAAUACUUCCCAAAUACUUCAAGCACAAUAACAUGGCAAGCUUUGUGAGGCAACUGAAUAUGUAUGGUUUCCGUAAAGUAGUACAUAUUGACUCUGGAAUUGUAAAGCAGGAACGAGAUGGUCCUGUUGAAUUUCAGCAUCCUUACUUCAAACAAGGCCAGGAUGACUUGUUGGAGAACAUUAAAAGGAAGGUUUCAUCUUCAAAACCAGAAGAAAAUAAAAUUCGUCAGGAAGAUUUAACAAAAAUUAUAAGUAGUGCUCAGAAGGUUCAAAUAAAACAAGAGACUAUUGAGUCCAGGCUUUCUGAGUUAAAAAGUGAGAAUGAGUCCCUUUGGAAGGAGGUAUCAGAAUUACGAGCAAAACAUGCACAACAGCAACAAGUUAUUCGAAAGAUUGUCCAAUUUAUUGUUACAUUGGUUCAGAAUAACCAGCUUGUGAGUUUGAAACGUAAAAGGCCUCUACUUCUGAACACUAAUGGAGCCCAAAAGAAGAAUCUGUUUCAGCACAUAGUCAAAGAACCAGCUGAUAAUCACCAUCAUAAAGUUCCACACAGUAGGACUGAAGGUUUAAAACCAAGGGAGCGGAUUUCAGAUGACAUCAUCAUUUAUGAUGUUACUGAUGAUAAUGCAGAUGAAGAAAAUAUCCCAGUUAUUCCAGAAACUAAUGAAGAUAUUAUAUCUGAUCCCUCCAACUGUAGCCAGUACCCUGAUAUUGUCAUUGUUGAAGAUGACAAUGAAGAUGAAUAUGCACCAGUCAUUCAGAGUGGAGAUCAGAAUGAGCCAGCCAGAGAAUCCCUAAGUUCAGGCAGUGAUGGUACUAGUCCUCUCAUGUCUAGUGCCAUCCAGCUAAAUGGCUCCUCCAGUCUGACUGCAGAUGAUCCUGUUACCAUGAUGGAUUCCAUUUUAAAUGAUAACAUCAAUCUUUUGGGAAAGGUUGAGCUGUUGGAUUAUCUUGACAGUAUUGAUUGCAGUUUAGAGGACUUUCAAGCCAUGCUGUCUGGAAGACAGUUUAGCAUAGACCCAGAUCUCCUGGUUGAUCUUUUCACUAGUUCUGUGCAGAUGAAUCCCACAGAUUACAUCAAUAAUACAAAAUCGGAGAAUAAAGGAUUAGAAACUACCAAGAACAAUGUAGUUCAGCCAGUUUCAGAAGAGGGAAGAAAGUCUAAACCCAAAACAGAUAAACAGCUUAUCCAGUACACUGCCUUUCCACUUCUUGCAUUCCUUGAUGGGAACCCUGCUUCUGCUGUUGAACAGGGGAGCACAGCAUCAUCAGAAGUUAUGUCCUCUGUAGAUAAGCCCAUAGAAGUUGAUGAGCUUCUGGAUAGCAGCCUGGACCCAGAACCGACCCAAAAGACCCUGUUAAGAAGAUGGAAAGACAAAGCUACAGACUGGGAGAAAAUAUCUGCAAACUGCAUAUCUGAUAAAGUACAAGUAUCUAAAAUAUAUAAGAAACUCAAAAAACACAAAUUUAAAAAAAUCCAAUUAGAAAAAGGCCAAAAAGACAUGAAUUGACAUUUCACGAGAGGACACAUGGAUGGCAUAUAUGCACAUGAAAAGAUAUUGUCCAUUAGCCAUUUGGGAAAGGCAAAUUGAACCACAAUGAGAUACCACAUUUCUCUCAGGACAGCUAAAAUAAGUGAUAUCAAAUGCAAAAAUUCAAAGAAACCAAACUCCUAUAUCAAAGAUUUGACUAUGAAAUGCUACUGUCACUCUGGAAAAUAGUUUGGCAAUUUCUUACAAAACUAAACACUUAACCCAUCCAUAAGGAUUCCUGUAUCCCUUCAUAUCUGACUCUGGGGAACCAGUAACCUGUUCUCCAUUUCUCUAAUUUUAUUGCAAGCAUGCUAUAUAAGUGCAAUACCAUAUGUGACCAUUUGGGAUUAGUUUUUAUAACCCAGCAUAUUGCCCUGGAGAUCCAUUCAAGUUGUACCAAUAGUUCACUCUUUUUAUAGUUAAAAUAGUAGUAUUCCCUGAUACAGAUGUACCACUGUGUUUAAACCUUCACCUGUUGGGCUAGUACCAAUAAAGCUCCUAUGAACAUUUAUGUAAUUUUUUGUGUGAACGUUAGUUCUUCUGGGUAAACAUCCAAGAGUUUUGUGGACAUUGUUUUGUGUAUAAUACUGGAGGAACUCAGACCAUUUCAAAUGAGUAGUUGAAUAAAAUGUAAUAAAACUAAGUCAUAUGGAAUAGAGCAUUUAUUUUUUUUAGUAAGGGAUUUAAAAAAAAUACUAUCCUAAGAAUAAGA